CUUGCGGUGUGCGGCGUGUGACAUUCGUCUUGCAAGCAUACGCUGUUGGAAGUUGGAGACUGAGCUAUAUUAGUAGAAACGUUUUAGUGCACGUUACACUAUUUUUGUACCGUACUAUUAAAUAACUAACUACAAUAUUACCUCGCAGGCUGGACAUUGGAAUGGCACAGAGUAAUAUAGCAAGAAGCGGUUCUUUGGUUAAUUUGAGGCCACCUGUAAAUACAGUCUCCCUAAGAAGGCAUUUAGUAGUUAUACCAUCGGUGCUGACGUUCGCCGUGAUUGUAGCGUCUGGUGGUCUCUUCUUGAUGAUUGAAAAGGGGAUGCUCAACCACAUGGAGACCCCGCCACCCCGGGGUAUUGGGGUAAAAUCUGACUUCAUAAGGAACGCAAGUGGUCAAGAUCCAAUCGUGGAUACAGAAUACCAGAUUGUUCAAGAAAUACGCAAUCGUACUAUCCGCACCAUGUGCGGUCAGAAGAACAUGCCCCACAGCAUUUGGUCACUUCCUCCAAUACAAAGGAGGACUGUUCUUCAGCAUAUUUUAGUCAGCGACAAGCACAAGUUCCUGUACUGUUAUGUGCCCAAAGUUGCCUGCUCCAACUGGAAACGAGUUAUGAAAGUCCUUAAUGGGGCUUUGGAGAAUGUGGGUGUAAACAUAAAGAUGGAUCACAAGAAUGACUUGGUCUUUCUUGCAGACUUGAAACCAGAGGAAAUCAAGUACAGGUUAAAAACAUACUUUAAAUUUAUGUUCGUGAGAGACCCCAUGGAACGCCUUUUGUCAGCCUACAGGAACAAGUUUGGAGAGAUUGAAGCUUACCAGAAGAGGUAUGGUGUAGAGAUAGUCAAAAGGUACAGAAAGAAUCCUGGGAAAACUAAUGGAGAUGAUGUUACAUUUGCUGAAUUUCUACACUACUUGCUCGAUGAGGAUGUGGAGAAAAUGAAUGAGCACUGGAUGCCCAUUUACAAUUUAUGCCAGCCAUGUGCUGUAACAUAUGAUUUUAUCGGAUCUUAUGAAAGACUUCACCAGGAUGCCCAGCAUGUUCUUCAGCAAAUUGGGGCACCUGCCCACAUUCAGUUUCCAGAAAGACAAACAUGGUAUAAACCAAUCACCAAACAAACUCUGCAUUACUACCUGUGUAACACACCACAGAAGCUUUUAGGAGACCUGUUGCCAAAAUAUAUUUUAGACUUUUCAUUAUAUACUUAUACUCUUCCCAAUAUAACAAGUGAAUUUUGCAGACAUUAACGUAGAUGGGAGCAUAUAUUGUAGGGCUGUAAGGGUUUAAACAUUUAAACCGUAAACGUGGAUUAAAAAUAUUUUUGUUUAAAAUUUGUAUUAUACAUUUAAACGCAACUUAACAGUAAAAUAUAUUAUCAAAUUAUUUUUGCAUAUUUUCCGCAAAGAUAUGUUUCCCUUUCUAUGGUUUUCCCCUUUAAGUAAACCUGACUUGUUCUUCUACGUGAUCACUCUAAAUACGUCUUGCAUAAAUUAACGACAGACCAACUUCCUGCAUUGUUGUGUAUCUCUUUUCAGGUCUUAUAAAAUAUUAACGUGGAAUUAAGUGCUGUACGAAAAAAAUGCAUUUGGCAGUAGAGCAUUAAGCUUGAGAUUUACAUAUUUGAAGGGAAAAUGUGAAACUAAUUGUCAGUACAGGCAGUGGCGUAGCUUUGGUUUCAAAAGUGGGGGAAUGGGUGGCGGGGGGACGGUUUCUGUAGCUGGGUUAUAAAUGAGGCGGGGUAUUCUGUAAGGGAUAAACAAUGAGAAGGGCUGAAUCAGUGAAAAUAAUUCACUGUUCGAGUUUGUUAAAUAAAUGCAAUCAUGGAAAAUAAAUAGAAAUCUUUUUAAGGACUAUUUUUAACGUCUGUAUUAGAACACAAAAAGUACUCCUCACACAGACUGCUAUUAGUAUUACAGCAGUCACGUUGAACAAUACGAUCCUAAUCACACAGAGAUUUAUGGUAGUGAAACCAUGGGCGUAGCAGUAGUACUGAAUUGAUCAAGUUCAAAACUAAAAGUUAUGACACAUUCCUAUCUGUUUGUUUCACGGCUCAAUUCACACCACAGUAAAUCACUGUAACGCAUUGGAAAAGAAAAACAUGUAGCUAUGUGGCAAUGUGCCCCGCCCCUGUGUGCAUAUUAUGUGUUGUAUGUUGCGUGUGUUAAUGUUGGUGUAUAGUCAUUGGUACACGGGAUAUAAACGGGUCUGUGUUUCACGUGUGAGUUAAAAGUGUAGAUUUAUAUUUAGGCACGAGGAGGGCACAAAUCACUUCACGUGCUGGUUAAAUGUAAUAUAUGAGCACGGGGUUGCACGUAAUGAAUUCACGUGCUGGGAUUCAAGUGAAUAAUUAAUUAGUAAUUGAAUCCCAGCACAACAGUAUAUAUAGAGACACAUAGCUUUCACUGGGAAAUUAAGUCUUUAUUUUUUCACGUGAAUGCACAAGCGCCGUUGUGAAGGGGAGCGACGCUGGGAACUAGUAUUGUAUCAGACAACGGCUUUGAUUUUUAAUAAAAAAAAUAAAGGUUUUUGGUUCUGGACAUGUUUUGUUUCCUGCCAACAAUAUACAAGUGAAUGAAAGUAAAAAUGUAAUCUUGUCACUGUGUUUUAAGGUUAAUUUAAAUAGAAUUGUUUUUUAGAUGUUGUAUACACACACUUUUCAUGGAGCUUCUGGAGAAAUGGUAAUCGAUUAUGAUUGUUUUUUUAUACUAUUAAAAUAGAUUAUAUUUUUGUGCUAAUUUACACGUUAUGCUUUUAUGUUUACCAUUGUUUGUGUUUAAGUGGAUCUAUAUGGUACGCGCUUUGAAUAACACACCGAGGUUAAAAUAUGACUUAAAAUAUUGGAAGUAAAAUAUAAAAAUAUUAAAUGAGUGAAACAUUAAAUUUAUAAAUUGAAUGUGUGAUUUAUAAAUCACACAUUAAAUGCCGCUCACGUGCAAAAUUCGAUCUUUUGAAUUGUAUAAUUCUUCAACAAAAGUGCCAAAUCGUUAUACAUAUAUGGCACAGCUGCCUUGUGUGGAUCAGGGUAUAUGUCAAAGUACUGUGUGUGUGUAUUGCUUCAGUAAAAUAUACACUGAAUACCUAGAGUACAGUGUAAGAGAAGUGCUAUGGUAGAAUAUGUUUGAAACAUACAAAAUAUACGCUAACACUAAUAAUUUUAAUUUAAAAAAAUGAGCACUGUCCGCCCCUCCCCCUUCCUGCUCGUGUUAUCCAGAGGAAGAUCUUUAAUUUCUUCAUCCGCCAUCCCGACAGCAAAGCAUUGUACAGCGUAAGCUGUAUUGAAAGAAACCCCUCUGCUGUUUGGGAUUUUUUGUUAAAUGCCCAGAUGACCAAAAAAAAAGUUGAAUGCAAACUGUGCAAGCAACUGCUGGUGUAUCAUCGAGGCACAACCAAUCUCCGGGGUCACUUGACAAGCGUAGGUUCAUAUUAUUAUUAUUAUUCUUUUUAAUAGUAGUAAAAUGUGACCGUGACCGUGACCGUUAACCUGCUUGGAACGGUGACUGUUAAAUAAAGCUUUGUUUUGCCAAAGUCCGCUGGAGUUCUUUUAAUUGGCAGCAGUGUAGAGUAGUGGUUAGGGCUCUGGACUCUUGACCGGAGGGUUGUGGGUUCAAUCCCAAGUGGGGGACACUGCUGCUGUACCCUGGAGCAAGGUACUUUACCUAGAUUGCUCCAGUAAAAACCCAACUGUAUAAAUGGGUAAUUGUAUGUAAAAAUAAUGUGAUAUCUGUAUAAUGUUAAAUAAUGUAUAAUGUGAUAUGUUGUAACAAUUAUUAUAAAAACAUGAUUAUUGUUCUAUAGAAUGUAUUUUUAAACUACAUGUGAAUGUUUUAUUCCAUUUAUAUAAAAAUAAGAUUUUCAAUCAAAUAUAAACAACUAGCUAUGGUGAUGUCACCAGUAAAUUAUGCAAAUUAGUAUCAUUGUAUGUUCGAACCUUCCUUCGGUAAUGUGUUUGGAACCCUCGAAGGUCAAAACGUACCCUUCGUUGCAGCCCUAAAUAAUAAUAAUAAUAAUAAUAAUAAUAAUAAUAAUAAUAAUAGUCCUAUAUGUACAUGUAUAUAGAACAUUUAUAAAAUGGUAUUUCUGUACAGGGUUUCAUACAAUUUUCUUUGGUAAAAUUCACUGUUUGUUUUAUGCAUAAUGUAGCUGGUACAGCUAAUUACUGGUUAGUUUUCUAAAGUUGGCUAGAUAGGUUAAAUAUUUCUUUAAUACUCUAUAAUUUAAUCAGUAUGUUACAAUCGCUGAUUUAACAAGGGGCAGUUGGAGUUAGGACAUGCUAAAUUGUGACUGUUUGACAAUCUAUGGAAGAGCUGGUUGUAUAUACAGACUUCAUUUUGUAUACUUUAAUAAAGACUGCUGUUUUAAAAUGUUA
This is a messenger RNA of Acipenser ruthenus (sterlet), 4363 nucleotides long. Its product is annotated as carbohydrate sulfotransferase 14-like. Gene Ontology annotation, molecular function: sulfotransferase activity. NCBI's taxonomy places the organism in Eukaryota, Metazoa, Chordata, Actinopteri, Acipenseriformes, Acipenseridae. The coding region runs from base 162 to 1244 and encodes 360 amino acids. The record is from RefSeq and is a predicted model, not a curated record. The transcript is spliced from 2 exons. Gene Ontology annotation, biological process: carbohydrate biosynthetic process; dermatan sulfate proteoglycan metabolic process. Gene Ontology annotation, cellular component: membrane.